UCAUAAGCGGAAGUAAAUAGUCGGGUUGGCACGUUAGCUAGCAAGGGGCGUCAAUAAAGUAUUAAGUUCAGCGUGCAUUCACCUGCAUUUUAACUCGUUCAUUUUUAUUACAGUAUACUGUCGAAUUGCUUUAAAGGGUUGCCAUAUAGGUGCACCCGAGACCUGCCUCCGUAACGAUUACAUGAGCAGAGCUCUCGAGCACGUUUAAGGCCUGGAACCUGUGCUAACUUAGCCAGCGUUGUUGCCGCUUAGUUCCAGCUAACGGCGCGUGUAGCACCUUAGCUAAAACUAAAGACUGAAGUGGCUACUUAGUUAAACGAAAGUCUGCUAUUCUUCCAGGCGUGUAAAUAUAGUCUAUCCAGGUAGUGUCAACUCUGGCUGUGGUGGAAGGAAAGCUUCGGCUGGAUCUAAAAUGAUCAUUGAAAAUCUGGAUGCUUUGAAAACAUGGCUGUCUGAAACGCUCGAGCCCAUCUGCGAAGCAGACCCUUCAGCCCUCGCCAAGUAUGUUGUUGCCCUGGUGAAGAAAGACAAAACUGAAAAAGAACUAAAAGCCUUGUGUAUUGACCAGUUGGACGUGUUUCUUCAAAAAGAGACCCAGCAAUUUGUGGACAAGCUGUUUGAAGCUGUGAACAACAAAAGCUAUCUGCCCCAGACAGAACAACUGCCCACUGCGGUGAAAGUGGAGAAAGAUGAACAGAAAAAUGAUGAGACAAAUCGAGAAGAGGAACGUGACAAAAAGUUUUCUCGACGAGUGAAUAAUAGCCCUCCACCAUCAAGUUCCCGCUAUAGUAGAGAUAGCAGGAGAGGAGACGAUCGUAAGAGGGAAGACCGUUCCAGAAAGAGAGAUUAUGACCGCAACCCACCAAGAAGGGACUCCUACCGGGAUCGCUAUAAUCGGAGGAGGGGCCGCAGUCGUAGUUACAGUCGUAGCCGAAGCCGGAGUUGGAGCAAGGAUCGUACUCGUGACCGCGACAGAGAGCGGGAUAGAGACCGUGACAGAGACAGAAGCAUGAGUCCCUCUCAGAGCAGAACUCGCUCUCGAAGUAGGAGUAGAGAACGAGAUUCUGGGAAAUUAAAGUAUGAUCAUGAUCGAGCGGACAGGUUGGAAGGUGCCGAUGGCUACACCCCAACUGUUCUGGUUUCCACUGCAACCACCUCACAUUUCCCUGUGCCGGCACUAAGCAGCACCAUCACAGUCAUAGCUCCAACUCAUCACAGCAACAACACAACCGAGAGCUGGUCAGAUUUCCGCCCAGAUCACCCUGUGGAUCAUGGCCCUUUUAGGGGGCCCCCUCCUCAGCAAAGAAAACGUUGCCGUGAUUAUGAUGAAAAAGGCUUCUGCAUGAGAGGAGACAUGUGCCCUUUCGACCAUGGAAGUGACCCAGUUGUCGUGGAGGAUGUCAGUCUGCCCAAUAUGCUGCCCUUCCAACCUCCACCCAUCCCUGGUGUGGAUCCCCCACCACCCCCAGGUCUUCCACCUCCACCUCUCUUGAAUCCAUCACCUGUGAAUUUGGGGCCUCCUGUGCCCACACCAGGGGCUCUCCCGCCAAGCCUUCCGCCGGUUGCCGGGCCACCUCCUCCUCUUCCACCACUUCAACCAUCAGGAAUGGAUGCUCCUCCCAAUUCCAUUACAAGCGCCGUUCCCACCAUUGUCACCUCAGGGAUGCGCUCUUCAGUAUCUCAAAUGUCUGCACCACUUUUCCCCUCAGAUACCUAUGAGACUGAUGUGUACAAUCCAGAGUCUCCCAGCAUUACCAUCAGCUCCAGGCCAAUGUACCGCCAUCGUGCCAAUGCCCAGAGGCCCAACCUGAUUGGCCUCACAAUGGGUGAUGUAGACCAGCCUCAUAGAGACAAGGUUCCAAAUAACAGCAUGAGAAUUGUCAUGGAUUCUGGACCAAGGAAGAGACCAGCUGGUCCACAUGAUGGGACCAUUGUGCACAAGAAACCUUGGCUUGACAAACCUAAUUUUAACAAGCCCAACCACCUGGGAUACAACAGAAGAGGCCCAUUCAACUCCACCAAUACAAAGCUGCUGGUUCGGCAAAUUCCCUCCGAACUCAACAACAUCAGCAAACUCAAUGAACAUUUCAGCAAGUUUGGAACUAUCGUCAACCUUCAGGUGGCAUACCAGAAUGACCCAGAGGGUGCGCUGAUCCAGUUUGCAUCCCCAGUUGAGGCCAAGCGGGCCAUACAAAGCACAGAGGCUGUCCUCAACAACCGCUUCAUUCGGGUGCAUUGGUUUCGUGAGAACGGAGGUGAUGGGCUGGGUCACAGCCAGUUUCACUCACAGCAGUUGCAGCCACAGCCGGUCACGCAGCCCUCAGCGACCUCGCUGAAGCAGUCUGUCAAAUAUCGCCUUGGGCCUCUUCUCCCUGCAAACUCUGAGCCUUCAAAGGACUCCAUUGUGUCCGCUCAGAUACAGAAUCCUGCCAAAGCGUCAGUGAAAGAGCGUUUGGGUUUCUCGACCAAACUAGCUGCUCCGGUUGAGAAGGUAUUUUCAACCUCUGCGGGCCUCUCAAAGACUGUAUACAAUCCUGCAGCCAUGAAAGCUGUCCAGAAAACCACAGAGGAUGCCCUAAAGAAGAAGCAGGAAGCCCUAAAAUUACAGCAGGAUGUGAGGAAGAAGAAGCAGGAAAUACUAGAGAAGCACAUUGAAACACAGAAGCUCCUAAUCGCCAAACUUGAGAAGAACAAAGCAAUGAAAGCAGAGGAUAAAGCCAAGAUCAUGGAAACGCUGGGCACCUUAACCAAGAGCAUCACAAAACUACAAGAAGAGAUAAAAAGCAUCUCAAGCAGCAGCAAUCUACUGCAUGCAGCCAAGAGCAAGGCCCAAGCUCAGAAAGAACUGCUUGAUGCAGAGCUGGACCUCUACAAGAAGACUCAAGCUGGGGAGGACACUGCUUUAUUGAAGCUCAAGUAUACCCAGCUGCAAAUAGAGGCCGCUAAAAGGGGACUACUGUCACCAGGCCGGGGUCGCGCGGUCCUAACUCGAGGUCGUGGCACUUCAAGAGCCCGGGGACGGGGUUCCAGAGGACGGGGAAGAGGUGUUCCACUGCAUGCAGUUGUGGACCAUCGACCACGAGCUCUUCAGAUCUCUGGAUUCUCUGAUAUUGAGAGGGUAGAUCUGCUGCCACACUUUGCUCAAUUUGGAGAAAUAGAAGACUGCCAGAUGUAUGACGGCGGCCUGUCUGCAAUCAUCACAUACAGGACAAGAGCAGAGGCAGAGCAGGCGGCCCUUCAUGGCCUCAAGUUGAACAACCAUAAUUUACGCCUGGCAUGGCACAAGCCUGCCAUGACACUUAAUGCUGCUGAUGCUAAUGAGGCAGAACCAGAUGAGGAUGAGUAUCCAGAAGAAUCACUGAGUGACGAUGCCUUGCUGCAGGAUGACGACGAGGAGGAGGAUGACAACGAGCCUCGCUCCUGGCGCAGAUGAAGACUGUCCUGAUGUUGAGUGGAUGAUGACCAGAUGUCCAACUGUUUAUUUAUUAUAAUGCCAGUUUAUAAAUCUAACAGGGAACCAUGGCGUGACUUCUCAAAUAUGUAACAGGCUGAAGAAACAUGCAACUUUGAUUGAUUUUAAGAUGUAUUCCAGAUGCAACAAUGUUUUUUUUAAUGCUCUUAAUGUAGAUUUUUUUUUUUCUUUUUGGGGGCGUAAUUUUGAUUCUAGAACUCAUAGUUUGUCUGGACAUGUGACAGCUAGUUGAAGAAAACAAAUCCUGUGUUACCAUUGAACUCAAUGACAGACCGUAAACCUUUUGCAGAAUAGUAUUACAUUGAUUGGUUAAAUGCUCAUAUGUAAAUAUUUUAUGUCUGGGUUGAAAUUAUUUGUACGAAAGCUUAGUUUCUCAGUUAUUGGCUUCAAUUUUCAAUUGUGUAAAAAAAAAAUAAAAAAUAAAGAAUUGAAAUGGUCAGAAAACACUGCCAAGGGAAGGGUUGGGAGGGGGGAAAAAGUAUGGCAGUGAGAAAAGGUUCACCAUUUAAAAGCUGCAAUUGACCAUUUCAAAAAAACAAAAAAAAAUCUUCAUGUUCACCUAAAGAGCAAACUUCCUAAACAAUUCCACCAUCCAACAGUUGUUGCUUGGUAAGGUAACUUGUCAUAUGUCAUUGAAUAUACACCAAAGGUAAGAGCUGUCAGAUAUUUUAAAUAUUUCUGAGUAUUCACACUAUAAAAGCCUGACUUGAUUAUAUAACAUUUCUCUUGUUUUUGCAGGUGCUGUUAACCACCACAACAACUAAGAAGGCUCAUCUCUUGAUUUCUGUUUUGCAUUAUGAAUGAAUUGUAUAAAUACAUAUUUUUAAACUUCAUCUACUGGGUGAUGGAUUAAUGCCUGAUGAUAAAUUGUAAAAACAUCUUUACACAAGGACACUUAAUCCUUUUCAUUACUCUGGGAAGUAUGUGUAAUACACAGCACAGCCCCAUGGUCCCAGCCCAAGCAAUAAGGCAAGAAAUUCCACUAACUAAUCUUGACGAGGCACACCUGCGAAGUGAAAACCAUUUCAGGUGACUACAUGAAAUAGAUAUAAAAUAUAAGACAUAUUAAGAGUUAUUUCACACUUUUUCAAGUACAUAAUUCCACGUGUUCAUUCAUAGUUUUGAUGCCUUCAGUGAGAAUCUAGUCAUGAAAAUAAUGAAAACUCAUUGAACGAGAAGGCGUCCAAACGUUUGACCUGUGCUGUACAUUAAAAUUAAAGACUCUAUAUCUAAACCACAGUUUCAAACAUCCAAUUCUUGGACAUCAGUAGGAUGUACUAAAGGGAAAUCAAAGACCUUGUCUCCUUUAACGCCACGAAACUGCCUGUUUAGACUUUGCCAGGGAGUAUCAAACAUGGGACAUUGAAAGGUGGAAUGGCUUCCAACGUUACUGGCAUGACAAGGAGAUUCCACCCGAGAUGUUUUCUACCCAGCACAGUGGAGGGGGGUCCAUCAUGAUCUGGGGUGCUUUUUCAUUCAGUGGAACACUGGAGCUUCAGGUGGUGCAGGGCCGUCAAAAGGCGUCUACUUACGUGCAGAUGUUGCAGUGGGCAUCCCUCAUGACUGAGGGUCCUCGUCUGUGUGGUAACAGCUGGGUUUUUCAACAGGACAACGCUGCAGUUCACAAUGCUCGCUUGACCAAGGACUUCUUCAGGGAGAAUAACAUCACUCUUUUGGACCAUCCUACAUGUUCCCCUGAUUUAAAUCCCACAGAGAACAUUUGGGGAUGGAUGGCAGGGGAUGUUUAUAAAAAUGUCCAUCAGUUCCAGACAGUUGAUGCCCUUCGUGAAGCCAUCUUCACCACUUGGAGCAAUGUUCCCACUAGCCUCCUGGAAACACUCGCAUCAAGCAUGCCCAAACCAGUUUUUGAAGUGAUUAACAAGAACGAUGAAGCUCAUUACUGAGAACAUUUGUUGUUCUGGUUUGCAGAGUUUUUUGUUAUUUUUUGAGCAAUAGUCUUAAACUUUUGAUCAGCCGAUAAGCAGCCUAUUUUAGUAUAAUUGUUGUUUUAAAUAAGUUAGUUUUUCAAAGUGCUUUUUGUCUCACU
Messenger RNA from Dunckerocampus dactyliophorus (ringed pipefish), 5519 nucleotides. It is a transcript of the gene rbm26, whose product is annotated as RNA binding motif protein 26. Gene Ontology annotation, molecular function: RNA binding; metal ion binding. NCBI's taxonomy places the organism in Eukaryota, Metazoa, Chordata, Actinopteri, Syngnathiformes, Syngnathidae. The record is from RefSeq and is a predicted model, not a curated record. Bases 413 to 3433 code for a protein of 1006 amino acids. The transcript is spliced from 22 exons. Gene Ontology annotation, cellular component: nucleus. Gene Ontology annotation, biological process: mRNA processing.